CCUCUUCUUCUUCCCAGCAGCAGCAAAAGCAGCAGAUCGAGACAGUAGAAGCCCCCAAGCUGGGCAAAGCAGCAGAGCUGUGUGUUCUGCUGCCCCAUUGCUCAAAUGGAGAUUAGGGUACCAGAUGCAGAUCCAGCAUCCUGAGAAUCGGCUGUGAAGAUAGAUCUGAAAGUAUGUGAACAAUGGCAGAAGAUGCGCAGAAGUCAGAAUGAAAGGUUCUUAGCGCCUUAGAUGGGAAUUUUGCUGUGCUCUUGAUGGAAGCAGCACUGUUGAUGGUAGGCCCUGUUCUGUUGAGCACAGUCCUGCCAAUUUUGGCAUGGGAGCUGAGGAGUUGAGAACAGCGCGAAGGCCAAUGCCAAGGAGACAAAAUGGCUGCAAUCGAAGGGAAGCGAUAACAGUACAGCUCUAACUGCCUUUGAGAGCAACCCAGAGGGAAGAAUGGAGGAGCCAAACCCAGGACUGGGGGAAGGGGUAGGCAAGUCUCCUCGGGCUGUCCAGGCCGGGGCCAUCAGUGAAUUUCUAAGGUGGGCCACACCACACCAUGGUAGGGUUGAGAGACAGGAGGGAAUGCGCCCUCAUGGGGAAGCCCAGUGGCAAGAAAUCCUCAAGACAGUACAGUCCUCUCACUCAGGCUGGGCAACUUCCCAGCUGCCAGAGUUGCCGCCUUGGGAUGACCUGUCUACAUUCGAGCGGGUGGUCGAUGCCUGCCAGUGGCCACGAGGAGAGGGCUUGGCUAAACUCGUGCCAAAUCUCGCUGGAGAAGCACAGCAGGCCUUCAAUAGCCUAGAAACCCGAGAAAGAGCAGACUACGGGAAGAUGAAAGUUGCCAUCCUGCGGGAGGACUUUGCAAACGUGGAGUCCCAGCGCCAGCACUUCCGCCAGUUCAGCUACCAGGAGACCGAGGGGCCCCGGGAAGCCUGCAGCCGGUUGCGGGAGCUGUGCCAUCGCUGGCUGGAGCCGGAGAGCCGGACGAAGGAGCAGAUCCUGGAGCUGCUGAUCCUGGAGCAGUUCUUGACGAUUCUGCCGAAGGAAAUCCAGAUUCGAGUCCGAGAGCGUGGGCCGGAGACGUGUGCCCAGGCGGUGGCCCUGGCAGAGGGUUUCCUUCUGAGGCAGCAGGAGGGGGGGAAGCGGGGACAACAGGUAUCGGGAACAGCCCAAGAAGGGCCUGCAAAUUGCUCUGAAGCUCAUCGGCCUCUGGUCAACACCAGGCAAAGGCAAACCUACAAGGAAGUCAGGCAGCAGGACAAUGGGAAUGCCAGCUCCCCUGGUGCCAAGUUUUUGGGAAGAGCUGGACAGUAUUUCCAGUGUCUGGACUGUGGGAAAAGGUUUAGGGGAGAGGAGGAACUCCGGGCUCACGGCGGCAUCCACAGGAAGGACCGACCUCAUGCCUGUGCUCAGUGUGGGAAAAGAUUCACCCGCCCGUCGGGCCUAGCCAAACAUUUGAAAACUCAUUCAGGGGAGAAACCUUACCACUGUGCUCAGUGCCCAAAAAGCUUCAUUCAGAUGUCGCACCUCACCAGACACCAGAGAAUCCAUACUGGGGAGAAACCCCACCCUUGUGCCGAAUGUGGGAAGCGCUUCAACUGCCCGUCAGACUUGGCCAAGCACCAGCACAUCCACACGGGUGAGAAACCCUUCCGCUGUGCCGAGUGCGGGGCAAGGUUUAACCAGUUCUCGCAUCUCACAAGACAUCAGAGAAUUCACACAGGAGAGAAGCCGCACGCCUGUACAGAGUGUGGUGAAACUUUUAGCCAGCGAGCACAUCUUAUCAGCCACCAGAGAAUCCACACGGGAGAGAGGCCCUACCGCUGCACCUAUUGCCAAAAAUGUUUUAGUCACCUCUCGGCUCUUACAGUACACAAGAGAAUCCACAUGGGACAAAGACCUUACGGCUGCCCUGAAUGUGGGAAAAGAUUCAUCGCCUCGUCUGCUCUAACCAGGCACCAGAGGACCCACUCAGAAGAAAGGCCCCACACCUGUGAUGAGUGUGGCAGGAGGUUCAACCAGCUCUCUCAUCUCCACAGGCACCGACGGACCCAUUCAGGUGAGAGGCCCCACAGCUGUGUGGAGUGUGGGAAAAGAUUCAACCAGCUCUCGUCUCUCACCAGACAUCAGAAAAUCCACACAGGGGAGAAGCCUUAUCCCUGCGACGAGUGUGAGAGGAGGUUCGUUCGGCUGGCCGACCUCAUCAUUCACCAGAGAAUCCAUACAGGAGAGAAGCCGUACCGCUGCACCGAAUGUGGGAGGAGAUUCCGGCAGAGACAAACGCUCGUCAAGCACCAGAGACUUCAUCCAAUAGUGAAUUCAUAAUCUGUUAACAUAAAGCAAAGCCUUUCCUGCUUUUGGGUUUAUAUCCAAGCAAUUGACAGUACUGUAUAAAACUGGAUUUUUUUAAAAAAGAAAGAAAGA
Messenger RNA from Lacerta agilis (Sand lizard), 2409 nucleotides. RefSeq names its product zinc finger protein 883-like. The transcript has 5 exons. Gene Ontology annotation, molecular function: DNA-binding transcription repressor activity, RNA polymerase II-specific. The record is from RefSeq and is a predicted model, not a curated record. Lineage: Eukaryota; Metazoa; Chordata; Lepidosauria; Squamata; Lacertidae. Gene Ontology annotation, biological process: negative regulation of transcription by RNA polymerase II. The coding region runs from base 439 to 2310 and encodes 623 amino acids.